This is a messenger RNA of Phacochoerus africanus (Common warthog), 1437 nucleotides long. It is a transcript of the gene TMEM238L, whose product is annotated as transmembrane protein 238 like. The record is from RefSeq and is a predicted model, not a curated record. The transcript has 2 exons. The coding region runs from base 99 to 338 and encodes 79 amino acids. Lineage: Eukaryota; Metazoa; Chordata; Mammalia; Artiodactyla; Suidae.
GCGGGGAGAGGAGGCAGCCUCCUGCCGGCACUGCCACCUGCCCAUGCAAAUCAGCCCCAGGAGAGCAGCUGGGCCCCUCCCGCUCCUGCCUCCCGGCGAUGCUCCUGGGGAGGCCUUGGGGAAGAUGCCACCUCGGGCGCUGCGCCCUCCUCCUCGGCGUGGCCCUUCUGUUCGACGCCGUGGGCCUGGUCCUUUUGCUCCUGGGCAUCCUUGCCCCUCUCGACUAUUGGGACUUCUUGGUCUAUACGGGGUCCCUGAUCCUGGCUUUCAGCCUUCUCUUCUGGAUCACCUGGUAUUCCCUCAACAUCGAGGUGCCGCUUGAGAAACUGGACUUGUAGUUCGGCUGUGGGCAGAGGAGGAGGGACGCAGGCUUCCUGGGCCGGCAGAGGAGCUGGGGCACGCCGCUGCUCCUGCCCAAAACGCCCCGCUGGGGACCAGCCAGGUCUUUCUGCUGGAGAAACAUCAAAGCAGACCGAUGCCCUGUCUUUGCAGCACUUCCCGUAGACCCAGGAGGAACCAGAGGCCAUGAGACACAGGCUCCUAAAGCCCCACUAGGAUGCCCAGGAAUGGCCACAAGCGCCAGGCGUCUUGCGCGCUUCGUCAAAAGACUGGCACUCCAGAUCUGGGCCCCUGACACCACUGCUGGCACCCCAGCUGUUUGGGAGGGUCUGGGAAGCCCUGAACUUUCACGCAGUGGGGCUUUUAUGGCAACAGCUCUACUGUGGGCUUGGACACCGAACGAACGAGAAGUUCCGGCCUCCACUGUUCCUCUUGUCAAUUUUCCUCACGGAACUACUGAGACCAAGUACAAAAGUCCAAGGGGGCCUCCUGUGAGCAGGUAUCACUCAGAAUCGCAGCCCUUUCCACCCCUCGGCUCUGGAUGGACCUUGAGCCCCGGAGCCGUGUGAGCUUCAUGCAUCCGCAUCCCUCAUCCAUCUCUCGGUACCAGCCCGACGGCAUGCAGCGGCGCAUUUCAACAUGCUGGCUCCAGAGGCCAAGUCAGAGCCAUGGCUGAGCGCGGGAGGCCCCUCCUCGGUGCUGGACACUGGGCACCACCUGCGCUGCCCGCCCCGUGAUAGCCAGGCCACGUGGGGGCUCACACCGAGCUUUAAGUCACAUGAAACCCUCCGGGCAGGUUUCGGACCAGCAAGCUCGAUUCUGCCACGCUGUUCCUGUGUCACUCACCCAUUUUUUGAUCCUAAGAGCAGGACUCUAUUGUUGUCUUAAUUCAAUUGCCUCUAGUCAAAUGCAACCCAAAUACAGCAACUAGGAGGGUCCACCUUCACGGUUCAUCAGACGGGCUCAUGCCAGUCACCUGUGCUUGAGCUGCCCCUCAAAUUUAUAUUUCUCUGCCCUAAUUUUAUACUGUUUAUUUAUGUCUCACCAUAAAUGGGGAUGUGUUCCUUAGAAGCUGCCUCAGAUCUUUUAUGGUUUGAC